AUGAUUUACUCUAUUUGGAAUGUCAGGGGCCUGAAUGACCCUGGCAAAGUUGCCUCUGUAAAGAGGUUGCUUCAUUCCCAUUCAGUUGAUGUUGUUGGUCUGCUUGAAACAAAAAUCAAAUUGAAAAAUGUUCUCACUUAUCAGAGGAAGUUUGGCUCUUCUUGGCUUUGGUUGUGCAAUUAUGAUCAUUCUCCCAAAGGGAGGAUCUGGCUUGGUUGGAAUGCAGAUAGAGUAACUGUUAAUGUCUUGAAGGUUCAUGAACAGUUCAUUCAUUGUAGUGUCUCUUCUAAGGACCUCUCUACUCAAAUUCAUCUCACUAUUGUCUAUGGGCUUCACUCCAUUCAUGAUAGGUUUCCUUUGUGGGAAGAUAUUAGAAGCAUCUCUAUUCAGCAUUCUACUUGGCUUUGUGCUGGUGACUAUAACUCUGUUCUUCAUACUUUAGAUAGGCUUCAUGGUAAUGAUGUUACAGAUUAUGAUACUAGAGAUUUUCAGAGUCUGGUUGAUGAUCUGGACCUCACUAAGAUCAAAAGCAAAGGAGCCUUCUACUCUUGGUCAAAUAAGGCUCACACUGGUCCUAGAACUCUCUCUAGGAUUGAUAGGGUCUUUGGUAACCAAGCUUGGCUGGCCUCUCAUGGGCAUGCUAAGACUGUCUAUCUCCCCCCCUCUUUAUCUGAUCAUAUUCCAGUUAUGUUGGAUGUUUGUUCUUCCCCUGCUGGGAAAGGUAGACCUUUUAGGUUUCUAAACUGUAUUGCUGAUCACCCUGAUUUCCUUGAUACUGUUUCUCAGGCUUGGAGUUCUGGUAGUUCUAUUUGGCAGAAACUUAAUUCUGUGAAGUCUAGUAUCAAGUUUCUUAAUAGCAAGUAG
Chenopodium quinoa (quinoa) is the source of this 864-nucleotide messenger RNA. RefSeq lists its product as uncharacterized. Bases 1 to 864 code for a protein of 287 amino acids. The record is from RefSeq and is a predicted model, not a curated record. The transcript has a single exon. Gene Ontology annotation, molecular function: catalytic activity. NCBI's taxonomy places the organism in Eukaryota, Viridiplantae, Streptophyta, Magnoliopsida, Caryophyllales, Amaranthaceae.